AUGAAAAGGAAUGGGGCUGACUCUGCUGAAAAAGAUGCAACAGCAAACCCAUGCUUGCAGGAUGAAGGGGCAAGUGAGCUUGAAGUUUCCAACCUGGAUCUCACAGUCCAGAAGAAUACUCAAAAUAGAGUACCUGAGAAAGAAAGCAAAAGGCUACAAGAAGCUUCAACAGUAAAGCCUCAGGAAUACAUCCGUGAGAUAUAUGCUGAUCCGCCAAGAGAACACGAAGCUCCACGAAAAUGUGAGAAGGCACCAAUAGAAUGUAGUUCACAGGAUGCAAAAGACCAGGGUGUUAUGGAUCCUGAGAACUCACACAAAGGUUUGGUUAAGCUACCCCCUUAUCCAACAGUCAAACAGCUCUUACCAGGAGAGGUGGGUGAAAAGUUCCUGGAAGCCUCUAAUCUUGAGUUUGACAAGAUUCGAAUGGUUUUUCAAUCUGCAUCUAAAUUUAGCAGUCCUGAAUUAACCUAUAUAUCACAAGGGAUAGAAAUCAAAAAGAAGCAUCUCAAGGGAACCAUAACUGAACAGAGGGAUGGCGAAAAUCAUAGUAAGGAAACUACUGAAGCAGAUGAUGCCAUAAAGAAAGAUACUUCAAAUGAAAAGGCCAUGAGCUCUGACGUGAUAUUGGCAAAGCAAGAGGAAGACAGACCAUGUGAUGACAAUGAGGAAACAAUCAAGAUUGGACAACUGCAAAUUACAGGCUUGACUGUCCCACAAGUUACAGAUGCAACAGCUGGAGAAGCAACAGAUGAGAAAGUAAAUGAAAAUUUCAAUGAAGUUCCUAUACAUGCUGCCAAUAGCCCAACACAUGAAAGCAUUGGGACAUGUAAUGGGAAAAAAGAUAUUACUAGUUCUGACACUAAUUACUCACCAAAAGCUAUGGACAAUGAGAAGCUGGAGCAUGCAUCUCUUGAGCCAGCAUGCAAAGGCCUGAUUCUAAAAAACCAAGAGGUUUUGCCAGCAUUUUCACAGGAAAAAGUAGCAGAGAAAGGGAACAAGGAUACUGUAGAUGACAAACAUUAUGACUUCAUAUCUGACAAGCAAACAAUGGAAACAGUGCGUGUGGUGGAAGAAGUUAAAUGCAGUCAUUGUGAGGAGGAGCACAAAAAGAAUGAGGAGCCAGCAGAGCUUCAAAAAGUUGAAAAUGAGAUUGAUCAAGCCAACAAUCAUAGGGCAAUAACUGAAAAAGGACACAAGGAAGGUAAGCAUCAAAAGGAGAAGCCUUAUGUUCUGUUUCAUGUUGAGGAUCCAGAAGUAUCAAAUGAAAAGGACAUAAUGGAUCUGGCUGAAGCAAAAGGGACCAGUAAAGAUACACAAGAACAGGAGAAAAAUUCCCUUCCUUUGUCCCAUGAGCACAUUGCAAUAAAAGCAGAUCCAAGUGAGAGCACAAAAAAUACAAGUUCAACUGCCAGCGAAGAUGUUACUUUAACACAAGGGAGCUCAACUGCAAACACCCUUCAGAAAGCCAUGGUUAAAGAUUUAAAAGCUGGACAUGUGUCAGGGUCAGGACAAAAAGGAAUAGAAUAUUGUGAAAAGAAAACAAUGGGUGAAGAAUGUCAAGAAGCAAUAGAAAACUCCAUACUGAUGGAUUCGACAGAGAAUUCACUAUCUGACAUGAUGCAGAAAUCCAAAACAGCAACUUUGCAAAUGCCAGACCAUGGGACAGGAAAGAGGGAGCUUACAGGUGACAAGGAAGAAACACAGACUCAGAUGGCAGAAACAGCUCAAGCUGGAGAAGCAAAAGCAGAUGAAGAGAAUGAUGAACAAGAGGAAAUAUAUGAACCAAAAACUGAAGAGUCGGGCACUUAUGCUCCAGUCAUUGUAGAAACUUCAAGAGAUUCUGAUGUCAAAACUCCACAUAAGAAAUCUCACAAAAUACUUUCAGGUGUUGGGUCAAGGGUCAAGCAUUCAAUUGCCAAGGUGAAAAAAGCCAUAAUCGGUAAGUCUUCCCAUCCAAAGAUACAAUCAUCAAAAUAGGACAAGAGGAUGUUAUCUAUGAGUUUGAAAAACUGCUUGAGUGAUGUCUAGAGGGAUGAAAUUUAAGUAGAAAAAGCUUGCUAGUAAUUUCACUUUGUGUUUAGGUUCCCAUGUUUGAGUGCAGCUGUUUAUUUGUCCAACUUGAAAAGAACAGAAUCAUCUCUGGUAUAAAGUUAAUUAAGCAGCUACACUGUUGGAAUAUAUUGUUUA
Molecule: messenger RNA, 2187 nt
Organism: Diospyros lotus (date-plum)
Lineage: Eukaryota; Viridiplantae; Streptophyta; Magnoliopsida; Ericales; Ebenaceae
Exons: 3
Coding region: 1-1977 (658 amino acids)
Source: RefSeq, a predicted model, not a curated record